AUGGAGGUGGCUCCGCAUGAUGCGGCACGGCGUACCGGACAAGUGAAGGAGAUGUUUCUCUGGCAGGGACCGCUUUUGCCGACACUGCCCGCAGAUACAGACACAGCUCUCGAUUAUUGGAAGACCUGUCGACGGCGGACCAUGGGCCAAUGGCGAGUCCAUGCCGAGACGAGCAAGCAGCACUUGCCACUCCAAAAUGUUUCCAGCAUGGUAUUGGAAAAGUCGUUUCGGUGGCAGCCAAGUUCGACCCAUGCAGGAGGAACAUACGAACAAGGAGUCGUGUCGCAUUGCUAUGGGGAGCUGAGCUGUCGCGUUCAUAUGACCCAUUUCGGCCAUCUGGGAACUUUGAAGGAUGGCGGUGUGCGAGAUACGGUGGGGACUGGCGGUGCAGCCGAGGGGCGGAAUCAAUAUCCCGUGGAUUGGGAAGCCCCUUUCGAGCGGUAA
This is a messenger RNA of Anthostomella pinea, 444 nucleotides long. NCBI's taxonomy places the organism in Eukaryota, Fungi, Ascomycota, Sordariomycetes, Xylariales, Xylariaceae. The record is from the annotation of a GenBank genome assembly.